Entrophospora sp. SA101 is the source of this 1740-nucleotide messenger RNA. The record is from the annotation of a GenBank genome assembly. NCBI's taxonomy places the organism in Eukaryota, Fungi, Glomeromycota, Glomeromycetes, Entrophosporales, Entrophosporaceae.
AUGGCCUCCUCUUUGCACACAAAACAAUUAUCUAGAACAAGUGAAAUUUUGACAUUAUUGGAAAAACGUUCAUUAGGAACUUUACAACCAAAAAAUACAAACCAAAUUUAUCAAGCUGCUAUUAAAUUUAAUGGUGAUUUUGAAUUCUCGAGUUUUAGUCAUGAUGGAGGAAAUUAUCUUAUUUCUGGAAGUGAUGAUAGAAGAAUACUUUUAUGGGAUACGUAUGAUGACAUCGAAUCAAUCAAACCAAAGAAAUGUUUUAAAGCACAUUCUAGUAAUGUAUUCUCGGCAAUUUUUGAUUCUUCUAAUAAACACAUUUUAUCAUGUGGAAAUGAUAAUACAAUAUUUUACUAUGAUGUUGAGUAUAGUGACAAUAGUAACCUGACAGUUGAUAAGUUCGUAUCACAUUUAGAUGCUGUACAAUCUAUAGCGUUUGAUCCCUUUAACGAUAAUAUAUUUUUAUCUGCAAGUCAAGAUGGAACUGUUAAAUUAUGGGACAUAAGAAAAGGCAAAAAUCAUUGUGGAGAAAUUGUGGUUUUUGAUAGCAUGACAUUUGUCCAAUUCAGCCCUGUAACUGAAAGACAAUUUGUUACAAGCAGUAACUCUGCUUUUAGCAAGAAAAGUAGAAUCCCAUUUUUAGAUGAUAGCGAUGACAUACUAGUAAAAUAUAUAACGACAUUAUCAAAAAAUAAUAAAACUGCAAGGCCUGAUAUAAGUUCAGUAACGUUUCAUCCUUCAGGUACUAUGUUAUGCGCGAUGAUAAGUAGAUAUCAUCCAACUUUAUAUGACGUAGCUGAAGAAACUCCGUUAUGUAUAUUUUCAUCCAAUUACAACAAAGAAUCUAAUACUUGCUAUUCCAAUAAGGGCACAUUUAAGCAAGCACAUUUUGGUGGACCAAAUGGCGAUUAUAUAUUAACUGGAAGUGAUGACUUCAGAGUUUAUGUGUGGAAAAUUCCAGAUUUAAAUCUUUUAAAAGCAAAUAAAGAAAUAUCACCGACUACAGAAAAUGAUUCAAAAGAUGUUAUACAAGAUAGCAUAAUAAAAAUUUAUGAAAAUUCAAACCCCGAAUAUGUUCUUGGAGGCCAUCGGUCAAUAGUAAAUACUGUGCUAUGGCAUCCACACUUACCAUACAUAUUUUCAUCAGAAAAACUUAUUAAAAUUUAUUCAGCUUUUCCAUUUUCUGAUAAUGACAAUGAACCGAAAGAAGCUUUUAAGCAAAGAGAAAAAUACCCACCAUCAUCAUUAUAUCAUAUAUUCGGUUUAUCUAACUCUGAUUUGAGUGAUAGCAUUGAAGAAGACGUGGACACAUUAAGAUUUUUCGAUAAUAUACUUAGAAUUGAACAAAAUAAUGAUCCAUACUGGGGCCCAAAUUCUAAUAAUAAUAAUAGCAGCACUAGUAGCAAUAGUACCACUAAUCCAUUUAUUAAUCAAUUGCCAUGGGAUUGGCACAAUCGUAAUUUUCACAAUCAUUUCACUUUUCCAACAUUCGAAGAUUUUAAUAGAUUAAUAAGUUCUAACACGAACAGCACUAUUUUUGGUGAAGAUGAUGAUUAUCGCUCAUUUAUUCUUGAUGAAGAUGAAGAUGAUUACAUUUCAAACUUAUAUGAAGAAGAAGAAGCUGAUGAUGAUGAUGAUGAAGGAGAUGAUUAUGCUUUAAGUUUUGAAAGAUUUUUUGCAGUUACAAGAGAAAUAGUUGGAGGCCAAAUGAGAAGAGAUAGCAGCUUCACUAUGGAUUUGUAA